Molecule: messenger RNA, 2813 nt
Organism: Anolis carolinensis (green anole)
Lineage: Eukaryota; Metazoa; Chordata; Lepidosauria; Squamata; Anolidae
Gene: ppp1cb
Product: protein phosphatase 1 catalytic subunit beta
Exons: 8
Coding region: 344-1327 (327 amino acids)
Biological process (GO): regulation of circadian rhythm; circadian regulation of gene expression
Cellular component (GO): cytoplasm; nucleus
Molecular function (GO): protein serine/threonine phosphatase activity
Source: RefSeq, a predicted model, not a curated record
CGGUCUUUUUGGAGUCGAACCCAAGACUCUCCCGCGCAGUUGAGAGGCGAGAGAGGAAAGGGCUCCGCGGCGCAUGCGCAGUGAGGCCAAAGGCAGGCAAGGAAGCAGGCGGGGAAGAGGAGGAGGAAGAGGAGGCGAAGAAGGAGAAGAUCGGAGACCUUGGUUUCUUGUCUCUCUCUUUUCCUCCUCCCUCCCUCCCUCCCUCCCUGUUUGGCGAGGGAGACUCCGGUGGGCCGGGGCGGGGAGGGGUCCUUGCAAGGAGCGGCCGCCUUCCCUUCGCUGAAGCGCCCUCCCUUCCUUCCUUCCGUCCCCGCCCGCGACUGAGGAGUCCAUUGGCUACAAAAUGGCGGACGGGGAGCUGAAUGUGGAUAGUCUCAUCACCAGGCUGCUGGAAGUCCGAGGAUGUCGUCCUGGCAAGAUUGUGCAAAUGACAGAAGCCGAGGUUCGAGGAUUGUGUAUAAAGUCUCGAGAAAUCUUUCUUAGUCAGCCCAUUCUUCUGGAGCUAGAGGCACCACUGAAGAUUUGCGGUGACAUUCAUGGCCAGUAUACAGAUUUACUUCGAUUGUUUGAGUAUGGAGGGUUUCCACCUGAAGCCAACUAUCUUUUUCUGGGCGAUUAUGUGGACAGAGGAAAACAGUCAUUGGAAACCAUCUGCUUACUACUUGCCUAUAAAAUAAAAUAUCCAGAGAAUUUUUUUCUCCUGAGAGGAAAUCACGAGUGUGCUAGUAUUAAUCGUAUAUAUGGAUUCUAUGAUGAAUGUAAACGGCGAUUUAAUAUCAAGCUCUGGAAGACAUUUACAGACUGCUUUAAUUGCCUGCCUAUUGCAGCCAUUGUAGAUGAGAAGAUUUUCUGUUGUCAUGGUGGAUUGUCACCAGAUCUGCAAUCAAUGGAACAGAUCAGAAGAAUCAUGAGACCCACAGAUGUUCCAGACACAGGCUUGCUCUGUGACCUGCUAUGGUCUGAUCCAGAUAAAGAUGUGCAAGGUUGGGGUGAAAACGACCGUGGGGUUUCUUUCACUUUUGGAGCUGAUGUAGUCAGCAAAUUCCUGAACAGGCAUGAUUUGGAUUUGAUUUGUCGAGCUCACCAGGUGGUUGAAGAUGGCUAUGAGUUUUUUGCAAAACGACAACUGGUUACUCUGUUUUCGGCUCCUAAUUACUGUGGAGAGUUUGAUAAUGCUGGUGGUAUGAUGAGUGUGGAUGAAACUUUGAUGUGCUCUUUUCAGAUUUUGAAGCCAUCUGAAAAGAAAGCAAAGUACCAGUAUGGUGGACUGAAUUCUGGGCGUCCGGUCACUCCACCUCGCACAGCUAAUCCACCGAAGAAGAGGUGAAGAAAGGAACAAAGUAGAAAAAACCCCAUCAGAUCUAUUAAGGACAAAACUCCAUAUAUACAGUAUAUAAUAAGUGUGCACUGUAAAACCAUCCAGCCAUUUGACACCCUUUAUGAUGUCACAUCUUUAACUUAAAGAGACGGGUAAAGGAUCUUUAAUAUUUUCUAGUUGACAGAUGUGCAACACUGUAUUGUAACAAGUAUACUCCAAGUUCUAUUAACCAACCUAGAGUAAAAUCAGAUCUAAACAAAUUCUUUUGGUUUCAUAUUCACAUCCGUUUUAAAGUUGACCAACAUCCCAAUUUAAGCUUGAUGUAAUAGCUAAAUCAGAUGAGAGCAUGAUGUUUCAUUUGUGUAAUGUGGUCUUACUGUUGCUUGAUUGCUUUGAUUUCUAUUAUUUUGUAGCUAGAAUGAUGGCAAAGUACCUAGUCAUGUUCCUUGGCUGAGAAUGAAUUGUGGAGGAGAUUUGGGGGCAGCUGUUUUCCUUUUUGGAGUACUAAAGAUAAACGUUGCUCAAGCUACUGACUGGUAGUGCUCCUUAUCCAAAUAGCAGACAAUUUCCUGCUCUUUAUCUUAGACCACAGAAUGGAUUUGUGCACUUCACUGUUUUAAACUGACAUUACUCUCACAAUUGCACUUCAUUUAACUAAAAUAGGGCAGGAAUGGGUAUUGCUUAGUAGUUGGUAAUUUGAUCACGUGGUACCCUUGCUUAAGAAUUUAUUAGCAUGAAACACCUUUUGGCAUGCUUAGCUUCCUGAUAAUGCCAUACUUACAUUCAAACGCAUUUUACAUCACUCAUCAAACAUGAAAAUCCCUCUCUGACGAGCCUUGAAAAGCUAUCUCUGUUCCUCCCCCCUCCCCCCUUUACUCCAACGGGGUGUUUUUAAAUGGAUAUUGAUAAAUGAGCAAUAGCUUAACUAUGGCUAGUGCUGGAUGGAUUGUUUAACAUUGCCAUGUGAAUGUUCAAUAUGAUUGUAAGGCCUAUGUCACUAAAGAUUAUAUCCUUUGGAUUUUCAUGAUCAAAGUUCAUAUGCUAUUGUAGAGACUUCAGCUUUGUAGUGUAAUAUAGUAGCAAUAAUUUCUGUACAUGAUCGCAAGUUGAUGCAGCUUUCUUUUCCAUUUUCCUUUCUUAAACAAUUCGUACAUGCAAAUGACAGUGUUCAGAUAUGUGAAAGGCAGAGACUUAAUUGGAUAAAAGUACAGGUUUUUUAUUAAACAUUGUCAAAUUUAUAAGAUCCUUUACAUGGGAGGCUUCCAAUUUAUAGCAAUGUGAAAUCAUACAUGUAAAACUCUUUAAUAUCAUCUUUGCAAAUAUUAAAAUGAGAUUCUAAUAACUUGCAUUUUAUGAAGUUACACAUAUUAUGCAAGUGACUUUUGACAAAGUGAGAAUUUCUUUAAAAUGGCUUUUAAGUCUCUUUUCUAACUCCAUUUUGUUUUAAACACAUAUUAAAUGUAGGUUUUUUCAUUUAGUAAAGUUGUUUAAUUGA